GGCAGUCGCCAUUUUGAAGCGGUUGCAGGGAGGCGGCGUGUGUAGCUGCUCCUGAGUGCCCGGCCCGUUCCCGCCGCUUACUUACCCGUUCACUGUCCCAGCUUCGGCUCAUCUCCGCCGCAGCCAUUGCUGACCCUGCCAUGUCCGGAGGGGGCGUGAUCCGCGGCCCAGCCGGGAACAACGACUGCCGCAUCUACGUGGGGAACCUGCCGCCCGACAUCCGCACCAAGGACAUCGAGGACGUGUUCUACAAGUACGGGGCCAUCCGCGACAUCGACCUCAAGAACCGCCGCGGCGGGCCGCCCUUCGCCUUCGUGGAGUUCGAGGACCCCCGGGAUGCGGAGGAUGCGGUGUACGGAAGGGAUGGGUACGAUUACGAUGGAUAUCGUCUGAGGGUGGAGUUUCCCCGAAGUGGCAGAGGCACCGGCAGAGGAGGUGGCGGAGGUGGAGGUGGUGGGGCCCCCAGGGGCAGGUAUGGCCCCCCGUCCCGGCGGUCUGAGUACCGAGUGAUAGUUUCUGGACUGCCUCCAAGUGGAAGUUGGCAGGAUUUAAAGGAUCACAUGCGUGAAGCAGGUGAUGUAUGUUAUGCUGAUGUUUUCCGAGAUGGAACUGGUGUCGUGGAGUUUGUACGGAAAGAAGAUAUGACCUACGCAGUGCGAAAACUGGAUAACACUAAAUUUAGAUCUCAUGAGGGAGAAACUGCCUACAUCCGUGUUAAAGUUGAUGGCCCAAGAAGUCCAAGCUAUGGAAGAUCUCGGUCACGCAGCCGUAGUCGUAGCAGAAGCCGUAGUCGAAGCAACAGCAGAAGCCGCAGUUAUUCCCCAAGAAGAAGCAGAGGAUCUCCACGCUACUCUCCCCGUCACAGCAGAUCUCGUUCUCGUACAUAAAUGAUUAGUGAUGCUCUCUUUUUGUAGAACCCCAUGUUGUACACAGUUUUCCUUUACUCAGUACAGUCUUUAAUUUUUUAAUUCAAACUGUUUUAUUCAAAUUGGCUGAAGUGUUGAAUUGCAUUCUUGUGUAAUAUCCCUAGUGAGUAUUUGCUCCUUAACAUCAACAUUCCCCUCAUGUCUUUGGUAAAUUGUAUUUUAAUUGAUGUUAUAGCCAGGAUUGUUUAAAUUUAGUUAAAGUUAACUACCCACACUCUGCAGACUGUGGUAUUGCUGUGUAAAUGUCUCCGUGUUCAGCUAUGGUUUAUACCAGCUGGGGAUGUUGGGAUGUUUGUGGUUAACUUGUUUCUUCUGGGGGAUCUUAUAUUUUAUCUUGCCUUUUCAUGUGUCUUUCUGUAGACAUAUCUGAAGAGAUGGAUUAAGAAUGCUUUGGAUUAAAGGAUUGUGGAGCACAUGUCAAUCAUUUUAGGAUUGUCAAAAGGAGGAUUGAGGAGGAUCAGAUCAAUAAUGGAGGCAAUGGUAUGACUCCAAGUGCUAUUGUCACAGAUGAAAUUGGCAGUAUUGACCUUAUACCAUGGUUAAACAAGUAUAUACAUACACCUUAUCUUGUAACUUUACAGGCAUGUUUUAGUUAUUGUAGACUACAAUUGCUCUUUUCUUUAAAACCAUGUUGGCAAUUGUGGCUAAAUUACUUGCUUUUGUAUCUCUCUUCCAUUCUAGAUUUAAAAAAAAAAAAUCAGGGAGGGUGGGGUAUACUGGUUCAGUUUGUCAUGCUGCAUUCGAUUACAAAUGUUAAUAUUAUGUAGUGCUGAUACAUUUGUAGAUGCAGGGUAUCUUCAAACCAGAUAGAGUAUAAUAUCAAUACUGCUAAAAUCUGCAUGUCCUCUGUGUGACUGAUACAGCGUUGCUAUUACUUUUUAAGUAUCAGAAUGAAAACAAAAUAUAGAAAAUUUAGCUGGGAAUAAUUCCUUAAAUCUCAACCCUUCCCCUUCAGACUAAUUCACAGUUGACUCACUAAUAUGUUUGAAAACUUCAGUUAGUUAAUUUUGUUACCUUCCAGAUGGGAAUACUAGCUUUAGUUUAGACAUAUAGUAGGUGGAUAGCUUUAGUGAUAAACUUUUCCAAUAUCAUACAAAUUUUUUUUGCAACCACAAAACCUGUAAUACAUCUUACAAGCAGUGAAUAUAUUGGCCUUAUCAGUUGACAUGUAAAUAUUACAAUGUUUUCUCCAAAUAAUUAAUAUUCCUAAAAUUUAUCUGAGCAUCACCAUUCAAAAGUUUGUUUUGGGGAAUUGAUAGUUAUUAAUGUACAUCUCUUAUUAAUUGAUGGCAAACAUAACUAAUCAUUCCCCAGAAUCCUAUUUUUUCAUUACAGUAUCUAACUUUUUGCCUCCUCUUUUUUGGUUUUGCUGGUUAUAAAGGUUUGGAUUGGAGAGGGCUCACUGGAUCCCAAUCCUUGGAGCUGGAUCAUUGGAUUCAAAUCAUAAUGUGGAUAGGAUAGGGAGGCUGAAUUACAAGGAUUCAUGGAGCGGGAUCAGAUUACCAGGAACAUAGGAGUGGAUUCCUGCCCCAACCAAACCGCAUUCGUGUGGAUUUUUUUAUUCAACUCAAUUGGCUAUUCCAAAGAUUUUUUUUCCUAUUUUUGACGAUUGGAGCCCUUAAGAUGCACGAUGGAUUUUUUUUUUUCAUUUUUUUGGUAAAAGGAGCAAAGCGAGGACCUGGAGAGGUACGCUGGAGCAAUCUCCUUGGAAGGAUUCAGCACGAGUAGAUGGUAAACAUUAAAGGGGAAAAGGGGGGUUUGUUUAAAAAAAAAAUCAGUCAUUUCUCUAAAUUUAAAGAUAAAUUGGAGUUAAAGAUUAAGUAGGUUUUCAAUUGGCUUGCUGCCUUUUUUUCUUUGACAAAUAAAAUUUUAAAAAAAAUUG
Molecule: messenger RNA, 2808 nt
Organism: Mauremys reevesii (Reeves's turtle)
Lineage: Eukaryota; Metazoa; Chordata; Testudines; Geoemydidae
Gene: SRSF1
Product: serine and arginine rich splicing factor 1
Exons: 4
Coding region: 141-887 (248 amino acids)
Cellular component (GO): nucleus; cytoplasm; ribonucleoprotein complex
Molecular function (GO): mRNA binding
Source: RefSeq, a predicted model, not a curated record